CGACCACGAAAAUCCUCGAGUAUCCACGAACAAGCGGUUCCUAGUCGUUUUGGCCAGAUUCGAGUAAAUUGGCAGUCACGUAACCCAUACCGGGACCGCCAUCUUGGAUUUCGAAAAUCUGAGGGUGGAUUCGUGUUCAGCGACCCCAGAAACCCCCGAGUAUGCAUUUUCAAGCCAAUCUUGACCAAAAUAGAGAUUUGCAGCGAAAAAGUGUUAAAAGUUGAGUCAGAUUGUGCCACUUCUAGGGGCCAUAUUGGGUCAAGCAUCAUAAAUUUCCAAAAAGGCCCAUCUGAUUCCAAAAAUAUACGUGUAUACGAACAUUUUAAGCCAUUAAAUAUACUGAAAAAUACUUCUAACUUCCUAUAGACGAUGUCCAGGUGUCAGGAUGACCCCCAGGUCGACGUGACAUCGUCAACAAAGAAGAGUACCGCUGAAACAUAAAGUAAACCAAAAAAUACUUUCGAAUUCUUGUAGAUGAUGUCUAGGUGUCUGGAUGAUCCUUAGGUCAACGCGACAUCAUCUACAAGCAAGAGCACCACUCAAACAUGAAAUAUACCGAAAAAUAGUCCUGACUUCCUGUAGACAAUGUCCAAGCGUUAGGAUGACCCUUAGGUCGACGCGACAUCGUCUACGAGGAAGAGCAUCGUAUAUAAAUCAAAUGUGCUGAUAUAAAAUUGAAUCUUUUGUAGACGAUCUCCAGGUUGACACUCUGAUCGACAAGGUAUCAUUCACGAAAAAGAGCAUCAGAUAUACAUCAAAUUUACCAAAAAAAAGCUUCUUAUAAAAAAAAAAUUAUGGCAGAAGAUUUAGAUGUCGAAGAAAUGUUAGAAGCACCUUAUAGAAAAGGGGAUCAGGAGCAUUUUAAGGAGAAAGUUAAUAAUGAAAAUGGCUCAAGCCGUAAAAUUCAUGGCAAAUCCAAACAUCGAUCGCGCUCACGAUCGCGUUCUCAUUCUAAGGAUCACCGAGAAAAAGAACGGCGUGAUCGUGAUCGAGAUAAAGAUAAAGAGAAAGACAAAGAUCGAGAUCGCGAUAAAGACCGUGAUCGCCGACGAAGAUCACGCUCGCGUGAAAGGCGGGAACGUGAGAAAGAAGUUGAAAGAGAUCGUGAACGGCGCGAACGCGAUCGAGACCGUGAUAGAGAUAAAAGAAGAAAACGGUCACUAACUCCAAUUACUCUUUCAAGAUCUCGACAACCAUUUAUUAAAGGAGCUAGUCCUUUAACCAAUCGUAGUGAUGAAUUAACACCAGAAGAAAGAGAUGCUCGAACUAUUUUUUGCAUGCAAUUAAGUCAACGCAUUCGUGCCCGUGACUUAGAAGAAUUCUUUUCCAGUGUAGGAAAAGUCCAAGACGUGCGUUUAAUUACUUGUAACAAAACCAGGCGAUUUAAGGGUAUAGCUUACGUUGAAUUUAAGGAUCCGGAAAGUGUCACUCUGGCUCUUGGUCUAUCAGGACAAAAAUUACUUGGAGUUCCUAUUGUAGUACAACAUACGCAAGCAGAAAAGAAUAGAAUGGGAAAUUCAAUGCCAAAUUUAAUGCCAAAAGGUCAAACUGGUCCAAUGAGGCUCUACGUAGGAUCAUUGCAUUUCAACAUCACUGAAGAGAUGCUUAAAGGCAUAUUUGAACCAUUUGGUAAAAUUGAAAAUAUUCAACUGAUAAUGGAUCCUGAAACUGGACGAAGUAAAGGAUAUGGAUUCUUAACGUUUCGUAACGCUGAUGAUGCGAAGAAAGCUUUAGAACAAUUAAACGGAUUCGAAUUAGCUGGUAGACCAAUGAAAGUAGGAAAUGUAACAGAACGUACAGAUCUUAUACAGGGACCAUCGUUAUUAGAUACUGAUGAGCUUGAUCGAAGUGGAAUAGAUCUCGGUGCAACUGGAAGAUUACAAUUGAUGUUCAAAUUGGCUGAAGGAACAGGUUUAGAAAUACCUCCAGCAGCAGCUAAUGCGUUAAAUAUGACACCAGUUGUAACUGCACCACAAAUUAACCAGCAAACUGCUCCACCGAUUGCUACGCAAUGUUUUAUGCUUUCCAAUAUGUUUGAUCCGCAAAAUGAAAAUAACAGCCUAUGGGUCAAGGAAAUAAGAGAUGAUGUUAUUGAAGAAUGUAACAAACAUGGAGGAGUAUUGCAUGUUUAUGUUGAUCAAGCUUCACCUCAAGGCAAUGUUUACGUAAAAUGCCCGUCUAUUGCAACCGCUGUAGCUGCUGUAAACUCUCUUCAUGGGAGAUGGUUCGCCGGUCGUGUAAUUACAGCUGCCUAUGUCCCUGUAGUAAACUAUCAUUCUCUUUUUCCAGAUGCAAUGUCAGCAAUUCAACUACUUAUCCCUAGUGCUCCAAGACGAGGCAUAUGAAAAUAAAGUUUUAAUUGAAUCAUGAAAAUGAUAAAGAAUGGUUUUUCACAAAUAUAAUGAUAAUCAAAUGUAAAAGGA
Molecule: messenger RNA, 2423 nt
Organism: Nasonia vitripennis (jewel wasp)
Lineage: Eukaryota; Metazoa; Arthropoda; Insecta; Hymenoptera; Pteromalidae
Gene: Caper
Product: RNA binding motif protein 39
Exons: 8
Coding region: 795-2345 (516 amino acids)
Biological process (GO): mRNA processing
Cellular component (GO): nucleus
Molecular function (GO): RNA binding
Source: RefSeq, a predicted model, not a curated record